Pseudocercospora fijiensis CIRAD86 is the source of this 1380-nucleotide messenger RNA. RefSeq lists its product as uncharacterized. The record is from RefSeq and is a predicted model, not a curated record. The transcript is spliced from 8 exons. NCBI's taxonomy places the organism in Eukaryota, Fungi, Ascomycota, Dothideomycetes, Mycosphaerellales, Mycosphaerellaceae. The coding region runs from base 1 to 1380 and encodes 459 amino acids.
AUGGGUUUUGGGUAUGCUUGUUGUUGUAUACUUGUGUUAUGCUAUUUUGUAUCAUCAAUCAAAAUGCCUUCCGCGAGUCCUUCUUGUGCCUUCGUUCCAUUUAGAAGCUGCUUCUAUACAAAUCGGUUUCGGCUGCGCCUCACUGCUGUAAGACAUGUGUCGCCAAGACGACCCGGGACUAAUGAAGCUCUCGCGUUCUUGAUUAACAUAUUCAUACAUUCUGCUGGUGUAAAGCAUAGACAUGGACCUGUCAUGAUACGCCUUGUCAUAGAUCCGCCGUGUCUGCAGAGCGCUGAAUGGCUUCUGUGCUUUCGCGUGAAUCAUAGUGGACACGUCUUCGCCCAAGUAUCCUGGUUCUGUGCAUAUGCUUCAGUCGCAUCGCAGCGCUGGAAAUGCCGAGGCAAAGAUCCUACUUAUGGCCUUUGGCGGCUGCUCCAAGGCUACCGUUACUGCAGCACAAGACAUGCUUGUAUCGUCAUUUCUGGUUCACUUUUGGGAGCCUGCAGGAAUACUACUCUGACUUGUUGCAAAUGCGUUGUUGGCGAUAUGGAAACGUCUUUUCCCUGGCUCAUCCGCCUUCAUAUGUCGCCAAUAUGCUUCAGCUCAUCUCGGCCGUCCAUUGCCGUCCUUGACCCAAAUGAUAUCAAGUCGAUUGGCUACAGCUCUCCGGCUUUUUCUAUUGCCCUGAUCGCGUUUGGCAAUGGGAAUGGACUCAACAGCUGCAUCCAAAAGUUUAACCCUCAUAUUGUAUGGUAUCCCCAAGCGCGGCUCAGACGUGGCGAUAUUUCAGCAAGGCGCGAAGUCCUUUGUCUACAAGUCGGAAAGGCCAAGGAAAGCAUUAGCAACCGAACACGAACACGAACACGAACACGAGGCAAGGCUUGGCAAGUGACAACACCUUCAGCCAUCAACACCUCCUCAUCCUUGAGCACAAUACCUGAACGCAAGUCUCUCCGAAAGGAGGUCAAAGCACGACCAGAGUCGAGGCUCAAGAAGCGCAGAAGCCAGGACGAUAUGCUCGUAUUGCAAAGAACCAUCUCGAGACAAGGUCCAAAUUACCAGUACCUCACAAAGAAUGCGAAGAGCUCAGUCCGGCUUGGCUCCAUGGAGUCGAUGCUCGAACAUCACAAAAGGUCGCGUGAAUGUCAGCGAACAAUACUCCACAUAUGGGCCAUCUCGAACUACAAUCGCAAGCACAAGUGGCCAACUACCUGUAGCCGAAGCUUGGAGAUUUUAGAGAGUGUGGGCGUGUGGAAUGCCACCAGAGCACUACUUUGGCCAGAGUUCAGAAACCUUGCAAAAGAACGCGAAGAGCUCAGUCUAGCCCGCUUCCUCAGAGUCGAAGCUCAAACCUCCAAAAAUCAACCAGGUGGAGGUUAG